Messenger RNA from Monopterus albus (swamp eel), 2581 nucleotides. Its product is annotated as E3 ubiquitin-protein ligase TRIM39-like. Gene Ontology annotation, molecular function: protein binding; zinc ion binding. Lineage: Eukaryota; Metazoa; Chordata; Actinopteri; Synbranchiformes; Synbranchidae. The record is from RefSeq and is a predicted model, not a curated record. The coding region runs from base 93 to 1889 and encodes 598 amino acids. The transcript is spliced from 2 exons.
CAUUGUGGCUAUGGUGCAACUGAUAAAAACAUUCCGUUUGUGCAUGCAUAUGCAAAGAUUGACACCAAGCAGAGCAAAGCAUCCAAGAAGACAUGGCCUCAGCCAGCAGUUUUCUCUCUGAAGAUCAGUUUCUGUGCUCGGUCUGCCUGGAUAUUUUCACCGAGCCUGUUACUAUUCCAUGUGGACACAACUUCUGCAAAGUCUGCAUCUCCAGGCACUGGCAAGGCAAGGGGCAGUGUCAGUGUCCGCUGUGCAACGAGAAGUUUAACAAAGGACUCAAACUUCGUGUCAACACCACCUUCAGGGAAGUUGUGGAGAAUUUCAGAAAGAAUCAAAACAUCAAAACUAAACCUGAUUUCCUCGUCAAACCAGGACAGGUGCCUUGUGACUGCUGCCUUGGCAACAAGUUCAGAGCCUCUAAAACCUGUUUGGUAUGUUUGGCCUCUUAUUGUGAAAUACAUCUGGAGCCCCAUCAGCAGGUUGCUGCCUUAAAGAGACACAAACUGACUGAUCCUGUACAGAAUCUGGAGACCAAGAUAUGCAAGAAACACAACAGGAUUUUGGAGCUCUUCUGCAGGAAUGACCUGAUUCAUGUUUGUGGCUUGUGUACAGAACAUAGCACUCACGAUAGAGUCCCUUUAGAGGAAGAGUAUAAAGAGAAGAAGGCUCAGGUGGAGCAGAAAAAGGUGGAAGUACAGGAGAUGAUACAAGAGCGGCAAAAGAAGGUUCAGGAGAUAAACAAAGCAGUGCAGACCAAGAGGAAAGACAAAGAUGAAGCAAUAGCAAAUACUUUUCAGGUGUUUCAUACUUUGGUAGUCUCCAUUGAAAAACAGCUGCCUAGGCUGGUGGGGGUAAUAGAAGGGAACCAGACAAGAGUAGAAAGACAGGCUGAGAUGCUUGUCAUAGAGCUAGAAAAGGAAAUAAGCGAGCUCCAGAGGAGUAUCCCUAACCUGGAGCGCAUCUCACACAUCAAAGACCACCUCCAGCUCAUCAGGAGCUUCCAGUCCCUCUCCUCCUCCUCUUCGUGCACCAAGAACUGGUCGAACAUCAGUAUCAAUGGUCAGCACAAUGUCGAGGAUUUAAAGAGAGUUAUGGGCCAGCUGGAGGAGACAGUCACCAAAGAAGUGGAGCGAGCUAAUCAAGAAUUCAGGGUGUGCUGUGAUAAAAUCCUUGCUGAAGAAACCGAAACAGUGAAAGCACACACAUUCAUAGAUCUAGAGAGCCUGCCUGAAGGCAUCAGGUUGGAUGCAAUCCGGCAGCAAUAUACUGUGGACAUGACAUUUGACCCAUGCACUGCAAAUGAUCUGCUCCUGUUUUCAGAGGAUUUCAAACAAGUGCAAACCUCUCACAUUUGGUGGUUUGGAAAUGAAAAUCUGCACAAAUUCAACCGGUAUGCCUACGUCCUGGGGAAAAGGGGCUUUUCUAAAGGGAGAUUCUACUAUGAGGUUCAGGUUGCAAGGAAGACUGGCUGGGAUUUAGGUGUAGUCAGAGAGUCAAAGAGAGUGAAAAAAACAUUCACACCAAGUCCCAAGAAUGGAGUCUGGAUCAUUAGGUUGAGAAGCAACACCAAAUGUAAGGCCCUAACUAAUGUCCCUGUCAACAUCCCCCUGAUGAAGAAACCUGAGAGAGUUGGGGUGUUUGUAGACUAUGAGAAGGGCUUGGUGUCUUUCUAUGAUGUGGACACUGCAGCUCUGAUCUACUCUUUCACUGACUGCACCUUCAAUGAGAAAAUCUACCCAUUCUUUAGCCCUGGCCCUUCUGAGGACGGUAUCAAUAGCGCCCCUCUUGUUCUCUUGCCUGCCAAAACCUCAACUUUCUGGACACAAUUUUCAGAGUUUUUCAGCCUGAUUUUUACUGUCAUUGCUCUGGUUUUGGUUUCAUUUUAUUGAAAAUGACAUCUUCAUGGUCAUCUUUUACAGAGACAGGGUUGAAAAAUCUGAAAGGUUAUUAAUCUAGGAAAAUCUGAUCAUGAUAAGACCAGUCCUUGGAUAUUAUGGAAAACUAAGCCAUUCAUACAUUUUUACAGAUAUGUGAAACUCAGACAAAGCUUAAGAUAAGUUUAACAUGAAUUUUUUUUAUAAUGUAAUCACUAUAAAUUACUCUAUAUUGAUUACUUUCUUUCUCGGUAAAAGCUUUUUGAUGCUGGUGUUAGAUGUUUGUCAUAUACCCAUACACUAGCAUGUACAGUACAGUAUUAAUGUAAUCACAUUUAUCAUCUGCAUUUAACAAAAGCCUUUUAAAGGAAUUAAUGAAUAAAAAAAAUAAACAAAUAAAUAAUGAAUGAUGGUAUUGGUGGUCUAAAAGUGAGAGAAGCGAGACAGACAAUUAUUAACAACAGCUUGUAAAGUUUGCUACAGUGUUAGAUAUACAGUACUUGUAAAGACAGCAAAGGUUGAAAUCAGCAUCUCCUUCCAGUCACAAAGUCAUCUGUCACCUGAUUGUAUAACAAAAUGCAUUUACAUGUUGCACAUUUUUUGUAAAUUGCAAAAAAAAAAAAAACAUCAUUUUGCUUAUUUUGUCUUUAGUUAACUUCUCAGUGUUUCAUACACAAAAUUAAUUUACAUAAAGUUUCUUUUUUAAU